CGUUCCCCAGAUCAAGACAGUCCCCAUCCGAUAUUUCGGUAUUUUUCGACAGCUCCCGCUCCACUGCGUUGGACACCUCCGAAUUUGGAUCCUGUUUGCUCUUACGACCCUGAGUAAUGGCCCAGGCGUUGCUUGCCCCAAUUGCCGUUUUCUAAGAGCAGCUGUGGUGAAUCAAUGGGCUGCUGAGUGGGCCGUCACCCAGAUUCCCUUGCGUGACACCCAAUUUGGGAACGUUCCUACUCGCACGACCUCUGCGCCAUGGCCACUUCACGAGGGGCACGCCAUGCCUGGCUCUAUCUUGCCUCGGCCGCCCUGUUAUGGACCGCUCUGGUAGCAGCCAAACCUUCGAUACCGAUGGACUAUUGUGCCAGUAUCAACACAGCUUCGAUGGGUGCCAACAGCAGCAUUUAUCAGUCCGACGGCCUCUGUUACCACUUCUGUGAGGGCCAAUAUGCCCUUGCUAUUGUCCAGGAGAAGUCGUGUUGGUGCUCCGAUUAUAUUCCCGGCAAGUCGUCGCAGGUGUCGACGGACGAGUGCAGCAAUUCCUGCCCCGGUUUCCCCGACGAUGUCUGCGGUGGAGAUGGCCUGUUUGGAUACAUGACCCUGAAAAAGCCCGCUGCUGGCACCGCAAACACAGGGUCCACGACCUCCUCUUCAGUGAAAGAGACUGUUAAAACUGAGACGGUGCAGAGCACUGUCCAGGAUACGAUCACUUACAUUCCACCUUCUGAGCCUUCCACUACUUCUUCUCGUCUACCAAACACGAAUCCAUCGCCGACUGUCUCGACGGUCACAGCAGACGGCACGGUUCGGACCGUCACGGUCACUCCCACCGCGGGCGGCAACUCGCCCAGCUCAGCCACCUCAUCGUCUAGUUCUAAAAAGGGCCUGAGCACCGGAGCCGCCGUUGGCAUCGCGAUUGGCGUCAUAGGCGUCUUUGCUGCUAUUGCAGCAAUUGUCGUCUGCCUUUUUAUUAAACGGAGGCGACAGCGACAGGCCGAAGAGCAGGGAGAGUUUGACGCUCCUAGUCAAAGAGGCAGUUCUUCCGGCAUGAUGGGGACGCCCAAGACCGGCGAGAUGUCAGAGAACCGAUUCGCCGGAGGGUCGGAUGGGAGGACUAUGGCCGAAAGUUGGGAGAACAGUGCCCAAGGCAGACGGCGAAGCACUCUGAUGCCUGUUGAUCCUCGAAUGGACCCCUUCAACAAAAACAUCUACAACCGGGCCGAGAACAAGAGCCACGAGAGCGUCAACACUCUCCGAGACGACCAAGAUUACUCUAGAAGAGUCCACAACCCAUCGAGGGUUCUGAGGGCAACCAAUCCAGAUCCGGAUGCCGAUUGAAAUUCCACUUACUCUUGUCUUUGUGUCGAACAAACUUCAUAAACUAUUUUCACGACGUACACGAAUUUUGUUCCCUCGCCUGACCGAC
Messenger RNA from Phialemonium atrogriseum, 1429 nucleotides. RefSeq lists its product as uncharacterized. The coding region runs from base 259 to 1341 and encodes 360 amino acids. The record is from RefSeq and is a predicted model, not a curated record. NCBI's taxonomy places the organism in Eukaryota, Fungi, Ascomycota, Sordariomycetes, Cephalothecales, Cephalothecaceae. The transcript is spliced from 5 exons.